Molecule: messenger RNA, 1611 nt
Organism: Brachypodium distachyon (stiff brome)
Lineage: Eukaryota; Viridiplantae; Streptophyta; Magnoliopsida; Poales; Poaceae
Product: phosphoglycerate kinase, cytosolic
Exons: 7
Coding region: 164-1369 (401 amino acids)
Biological process (GO): gluconeogenesis; glycolytic process
Cellular component (GO): cytosol
Molecular function (GO): ATP binding; phosphoglycerate kinase activity; ADP binding
Source: RefSeq, a predicted model, not a curated record
CGCUCCCCUUCGCAAGCCACGCCUCCGCUUUCUAUAAAGAAACCCCGGAUCGCCCGGCCUGCGUAGCCACAUCCAUCCAUCCAAAGCUUCCUUCGCAUUUCUCACUCCAAUCCCCCCUGCCCAGAUCGCCGCCGAUUCGAUCCGGUUCCCCUUUCUCCACGGGAUGGCGACCAAGAGGAGCGUGGGCACCCUCGGGGAGGCGGAUCUCAAGGGGAAGAAGGUGUUCGUGCGCGCCGACCUCAACGUGCCGCUCGACGACGCCCAGAAGAUCACCGACGACACCCGCAUCCGCGCCUCCGUGCCCACCAUCAAGUUCCUUCUCGAGAAGGGCGCCAAGGUCAUCCUGGCCAGCCAUCUGGGCCGCCCAAAAGGUGUCACCCCCAAGUUCAGCUUGAAGCCUCUUGUUCCACGCUUGUCUGAGCUCCUUGGAAUUGAUGUUGUGAUGGCCAAUGACUGCAUCGGUGAGGAAGUUGAGAAAUUGGCUGCUGCUUUGCCAGAUGGUGGUGUUCUACUCCUAGAGAAUGUUAGAUUCUACAAGGAGGAAGAGAAGAACGACCCAGAGUUUGCUAAGAAGCUUGCAUCUGUCGCUGACCUUUAUGUAAAUGAUGCUUUCGGCACAGCACACAGAGCUCAUGCCUCAACGGAGGGCGUAACCAAGUUUUUGAGGCCUUCUGUUGCUGGAUUCCUCAUGCAGAAGGAACUUGACUAUCUUGUUGGAGCUGUUGCCAACCCAAAGAAGCCAUUCGCUGCCAUUGUUGGUGGAUCCAAGGUCUCAUCCAAGAUCGGUGUGAUUGAGUCUCUGCUGGCGAAGGUUGAUAUCCUCAUCCUUGGUGGUGGUAUGAUCUUCACAUUCUACAAAGCACAGGGGUUAGCUGUUGGAAAAUCUCUUGUGGAGGAAGACAAACUUGAACUAGCAACUUCACUAAUUGAAACCGCAAAGGCGAAGGGUGUUAAGCUCUUGCUUCCAAUUGAUGUCGUUGUAGCGGACAAGUUUGCAGCAGAUGCUGAAAGCAAGGUUGUCCCUGCCUCUGCCAUCCCUGAUGGUUGGAUGGGUCUCGAUGUUGGCCCAGAUGCCAUCAAGACUUUCAGUGAAGCUUUGGACACCUGCAAGACUAUUAUCUGGAACGGACCUAUGGGAGUCUUUGAGUUUGAGAAGUUUGCAGCAGGCACUGAUGCUAUUGCUAAACAGUUGGCUGAGCUUACUGCGAAGGGUGUCACGACCAUCAUUGGUGGCGGUGACUCCGUUGCUGCUGUCGAGAAGGCAGGGCUGGCCGACAAGAUGAGCCACAUUUCCACUGGCGGUGGCGCUAGCUUGGAGCUGCUGGAAGGCAAGCCACUCCCGGGUGUUCUUGCCCUCGAUGAGGCAUAAGCUGCUUUUGUUAAUUCGAUUGUGCCUAUCAGCCUGCUGUGUGCCCCCUUUGUUUCGUACCUCGGUGUGAAGUUGCAAACGUUAUGUUUCAGCGGACCUGAUAUAGGCUUGUCGCCAAUUUUUGCUAGAUGAGUCGUGAAUAAUUGCCGACUUCCUCCUGUGAGUGAAGUGAUCGGAAACUAGCAUCUCCCCAUGAAUGUGUAUUGGCCUUCUAUUUCACGUUCUUGCUGGCGUUUCUACUA